AUGGACAACGAUGAGUGGGCGAUGAAGGGCUUGAGAGAUUGUAAGAAGUGGGAAGAUGAAGUUGUUGUUCGGGAGAAGAGGACUGGGAGGAAGUCCCUGACGAUGAUCAACAGAAGUGGAAUGACAGGAUCACUGAGCGAGGAUGGUGCUCCUACUGCCUCAAGAGGCUGCGGCAAGCGGACGGUGCCAUGCGUGAACGACUGCGGAGCAGCAGCCCGCGGCGACUGGCUCUGGGACGAUCAUUUCUGCCUCCUCUGCGAGGGAACCAUCGUCUCCUGGCCGUACGAGGGUGCCGACGGGUCGCGUCGUCCUGCUCCUGCUGCCCCGGCGCACCAACCGAGGCAGGGGGGUCAGAGGACGCGGGAGACGGAUGAGGAGGAGAUGAAGAUGGCACGAGGGUCCCUUGAGCUGCUCCUCGACUGCCUCGCAGCCGCCGACCCGGAUGAGGAGAUCUUGUCGCAAGUUGCCAGGAAUGCGACGGAAUACAGAAAGAAGCUCGAGCUGUCGAUCCAGCGGACGGAGGAAGAAGCAAGACUGCAGGCUCUCCUCGACCUUCAUUCCUCCCUGGUCGAAGCUCUUGCUCUCUAUCAGCAGAAGCAUCCUCAGCAAGUGGUGGGAGCCAUACUGGCUGGACCCGUGCCAGAGGGAGCGGGAGGAGCGGGAGGAGCGGGAGGAGCGGGAGGAGCAGCAGAAGGAGUAGGAGGAGUAGGAGGAGAAGGAGGCGGCGGAGGUCAGCGCGGGGGCGAGGGAGAGAGGGAGGAGGAGGAGGAGGAUGGCGGUGGUGGCAAUCACGAGGAGGAAGCAGCAAGGAUGAGGUCUCACUGGUCUGCGGAGGCUCGAGAAGCUUUUGAGAAGACCAUCAAGAAAAGUCUCGAAGAGCAGCAACAGCAAACCUCGCAGAAACCUUACCCCGUCAGUGCUCCUCGGGUGCUCAACGUGAAUACUCUUGAGGAGGUGAGGAGAAGGGAGGAGGAGAGUUUGCAGUGA
Molecule: messenger RNA, 987 nt
Organism: Guillardia theta CCMP2712
Lineage: Eukaryota; Cryptophyceae; Pyrenomonadales; Geminigeraceae
Exons: 10
Coding region: 1-987 (328 amino acids)
Source: RefSeq, a predicted model, not a curated record